AGUUCCAUUGAGGCUGUCAUUUGUUGUUCGUUGAUUGAAGCCAGUAAAAACUUGCAAAAUGUUCCGUUCAACUGCCGUUCGUGGACUUUCCCUGCUCAGGACCGCAGUGCAAGCCAACAAACCCUCUGUGGCCGCCUCCACAAGGUUUAUGUCCAAGCACAGCACCGAAUCCGACGAUCAAUUCGACGCCAGAUACGAGAACUUCUUCAACAGGAAAGACAUCGACGGUUGGGAAAUCAGACAAGGAAUCAACGACUUGUGGGGUCACGAUUUGGUCCCUGAACCCAAAAUCCUCAUUGCCGCCUUGAAAGCCUGCAGACGCGUCAACGACUUCGCUUUGGCCGUCAGGAUUUUGGAGGCAUUGAAGGACAAGUGCGGUAGCAAAGUUAACGAAAUCUACCCCUACAUCUUGCAGGAAAUUAAACCUACAUUGACUGAAUUGGGUAUCAGCACACCUGAGGAAUUAGGAUAUGACAAGCCCGAGCUAGCCCUUAAAUCAGUUUACGAAAUGUAAAUGUAGAAAAAUUGUUAACUCUAAUGUAUUAGUCAUACUUCCUUAAUAAAUACACAUAUUUAAUUUUGUUUUUAA
Aethina tumida (small hive beetle) is the source of this 589-nucleotide messenger RNA. It is a transcript of the gene COX5A, whose product is annotated as cytochrome c oxidase subunit 5A, mitochondrial. The transcript has 2 exons. The record is from RefSeq and is a predicted model, not a curated record. Gene Ontology annotation, biological process: mitochondrial electron transport, cytochrome c to oxygen. Bases 59 to 514 code for a protein of 151 amino acids. NCBI's taxonomy places the organism in Eukaryota, Metazoa, Arthropoda, Insecta, Coleoptera, Nitidulidae. Gene Ontology annotation, cellular component: mitochondrial inner membrane.